GUUUUCUAUUUACGCGAGUACAAAAAUGUAGUAAUAAACAAUUUUUACGUUAAAAACAGUGAUUUAGUGAAUGGCAGCUAUAUACUACUUCUAUAUUCAAGUGCAGCUUAAAAUAAUUCGUCCAAUCUGUUGUGUUUAUUGAUAAUGUCAGUAAUGUUUAGCUCCCAUACCUCUGUCAGUCUUGCACUUGGAAGCAUUUGUUCAUUGUAGUUGUGGUCUCGCUACCGACAUAACGCCUAUCUUGUGGUAUCAGCAAAACAAUGUUAUCGAAAUCGUAUCUUUCGUACUAAUAAACGAUGAUAAUAAAACAAGACCGAACUUUAGUUUUGAUGAACACGGACUAAUGAAGAAGGACACAAUUUCGUUGAAGUGUUUUUGUUUACGAAAUAAUUGUAAAAAUGAGACAUGCAACCUUACGAAAUGCAAAAAAGUGUAUCAGUGCAAGUAGGUAGUGAUUUUGCCCUUUUUCUGCCUAGUGGUGUAUAUGAAAUUAAAAAGAUGGAGCCAAGAUCCAGGCUUCGUAAAGUGAUAUUGUUUUGUCUGCUGCUUUCACUAUUUGGAAUGGUCGCAUUUGGAUAUUUUUGCCCAGAACAGGUGUGCGCAAUGCCCUCCAGGGAGCGGGUAUCAGAAUCCUUAGCCCUCACGUACGCGGAGGCUCUAGGGCGUCCUCUACCCGACGUGAUCGCACAGCCGGGCCUGUCCUAUGACGAGGUGCUCCACGAUGAUUUCCGAUUCGAUCUGGACGCACACGACGUCAUGGUGUUCCUACACAUCCAGAAAACUGGAGGCACUUCCUUCGGAAGACAUCUGGUGAUGGAUCUCGAUUUAAAGCGGCCCUGCAACUGUCAACGCGCUCGAAAGCGGUGCCAUUGUUUUCGCCCCCACAGCAACGAAAUAUGGCUGUUUUCGAGAUACUCCACUGGCUGGAAAUGCGGUCUGCACGCGGACUUCACGGAGCUGACGGCGUGCGUGGGCGGCGAGCUAGACCGCCACGAGGGCUCCGCGGUCCACAGGAGAUACUUCUACAUCACGCUGCUGAGGGAACCUGUCGCCAGAUACCUAUCGGAGUACCGGCACGUGAAGCGGGGCGCCACGUGGAAGGGCUCCCGACACUGGUGCCAGGGCCGCACUGCCACCGCAUCCGAGGUGCCUCCCUGCUACACGGGGGAGUCGUGGCGGGGUGUGACGCUGGAGGAGUUCGCCGGGUGCCCUUGGAACCUGGCCAACAACCGCCAGACCCGCAUGCUGGCUGACUUGGCGCUCGUCGGCUGCUACAACGGCACGCUGCGCCACCGGACGGCUGACUCUGAUAGAGUGCUGCUCGCGUCCGCCAAGAGAAAUCUGGCUGCGAUGGCGUAUUUCGGCUUGACGGAGUUUCAGAGGAUCUCGCAGUACGUGUUCGAGGAGACUUUCAACCUGCGGUUCGCGGUGCCGUUCACGCAGCACAACGCGACGGUGUCGGGCGCGACGCUGGCGGCGCUGUCGCCGGCACAGGUCGCCCACAUCAAGCGACUCAACUCGCUCGACCUCGAGCUGUACGAGUUCGCCAAGACGCUCAUGUUCAAGAGGUUCGAAGCGCUGAAGAAGCGAGACAGCGACUUCGACUUCCGAUGGCGUCACCUCGGGGAGGUCGCUCCGAGGAACGGCAUCACCGAGUUCGACUGGGACAACAACCUGGAGGAUGCCACCACAGAGAAGUACAGGGGAAAGUAGCUCUACGGUUGGCAGUGAUAGUGUAUAGACUCGAAUAUCCGCGGCUAUGGUUGUGUUUGAUGUAUUAGUGAAUUUGAUGGGGUAUAAAGGCCCAAGGAUCGGUUGGACUGAUCGCAGGCUGACUUGAUCAUAGUGCACACAUACGAGGAUGCACGAAACCGGGCAGCUCGGCCUGCUAUCAGUCCGAACGCAUCGAUCGGCCUCCCCGUAUUUGGGACCGUGUGAUCCCCGCAUGUAUGAUAAACGAAAUGUUGCUAAAUAUACCACCGUUGUUUAUGAAAACUCGUAGCUAAAGACAGCUUUAUAUCUAUAAAAUCUCAGUAAAUAUUUUCUGUUUAUGUGAUCGCGUCGGUGCGAGACCCAGCAGGCAAACUAUUCCUAAUUUUGCACCAUGUGUCGCUCCCACGUCACCCACGUCAAAAGUUUUGUAUGUCCGCGCUCGCCGCCUUUUUGUCCAAGAUCUACAUAAAUUGUAAAUGAGGUGACACAGAAUAUGAAUGUAUACAGUUGCGAAUGUUUCAAUGUGGUUUUAAUACAAUGCAUAUUGACAGUCAUUUGAGUGUUUAAAUCUCUGUAACCUGAUUCUGCCAUUUUAUAUAGGUUCGUUUAUUGUUCGAUUCAGUCUGUUGUAAAAUUAUAUUUUUACACAAAGGUAACAUCAAUGCUUUAUGAAGAUUUUUAUUCUGUUGGAUUUACAUUUUUAAAAUAUAAUUUCGUAGGUAGUAAACGGACUAGAUCGACCGAAGGACGUUGCAUUAUACCAGAUUUACACUGUCGUGCGAGUCGCGGGACGAGGCCCUAGCCGAAGCACGAGACAAGAGUGUACGUAGACGCUCGUAAGUCGUGGCUCGCCUCACGACCAAAAUAGUUUUCUAGGACUUCGAGCUGAGUGUUUACAUUUGCUGCGAGCGUCUAAAGCCCGUUGUACACAUUGGACCAAGGCAAUGAGCCACCAGGCAAGGACCCACGCAUUGGGCCAACGUGUAAGAGUCCUACUUGACGGUAGUUGGUAGCGACAUUCCGUACUCUACACGUUGACCCAAUACCCUGACUCAAUGCGUUGGCCCAAUGUGACAGCCGACUUAAAUCUGGUAUUAAAAUCGUAGAAUCAGGGUACUGAUUUGGGCAUCCAAUUAAUCAGAUUGAUUUCAAUUUGACCGUGUUGAUUCAUCUGCAACACUGACGCAAUCGGUGAUGUGAACGAUUAGCGCAAAUUAAAGAGUGCGGUUGAUUGCUCGAUAUUCGACCUUCUCAUUUUGAGAACUACAUAAAGUGAACUCAGACUGAAUAAAAUCUGAAGACGGAGUUUAAAAAAAAGUGAGGCCGGUUUAAUGAAUGUUAGAAUGUCACAAACUGUGAGACCCAUUUUACUGUUAUUAUUAUGAUGUGUCCCAUUAAACAAACCACGCCUUACAAAUUGCAUAAUUUUACUGGUCUCUGUGGGCCUUACUUCAUUUGGCCAGAGCAAAAGACAUACAGAAUUAUAAAUGCAUAAUUCCUGCUCUAUAUACAACUGCAUUUUAAUAUUUUUGUUUCGUUUUUAAAGUUUUAAAAUGCCGUAACCUAUUUAACUCAAUGUAAUUCUCUCAGCGUUUGAGCGCGCUUUUAUUUUGCUGAUUUCUGUUACAUGCUAGAUUCUAGAGUGCUUACAAGAGGCAACUUUACAAAUAAGAUUAGUUUUAUGUUUCGUUGUACAUAAUUGAAAGCUAUUUUAU
Messenger RNA from Aricia agestis (brown argus), 3428 nucleotides. It is a transcript of the gene Hs6st, whose product is annotated as heparan-sulfate 6-O-sulfotransferase 2. The coding region runs from base 406 to 1713 and encodes 435 amino acids. Gene Ontology annotation, molecular function: heparan sulfate 6-sulfotransferase activity. The transcript has 8 exons. The record is from RefSeq and is a predicted model, not a curated record. NCBI's taxonomy places the organism in Eukaryota, Metazoa, Arthropoda, Insecta, Lepidoptera, Lycaenidae. Gene Ontology annotation, cellular component: membrane.